Molecule: messenger RNA, 4195 nt
Organism: Cladocopium goreaui
Lineage: Eukaryota; Dinophyceae; Suessiales; Symbiodiniaceae
Source: the annotation of a GenBank genome assembly
AUGGUCAUCUCCUGGUCUUCGACCUACGUGCGCUAUACGAUCUUGCGCUUUGGCUGCUGCGUUUGGUGGCUGCUGGGGCGCUACGCCUUGCACUCCGAUUUGAUCUUCCUGGACAAGGACCUCACUGGCUGCUUGUUUUCGGCUCUGCGCAAGCCCCUUGGACCUCUGGCUGCAGCGCUGGGUCUUGAGCUGGCCCAAUCUUUGCUGGCUGCAGUACUGGGUCCUGUGCAGACCCUACCUUCUUCGACUUCGGUGCUGGGUCCCGAGCAGACCCGAUCUUUCUCAGGUUGCUGCGCUGGCCUUGAGCAGGCCGUGUUCCCCUGCCUUGGCAGUUUCUGGCCCUGCGCAGGCCGCAAGAACUACUUGGAGGUGAGCCUGGUUGCAGAGACCUUUGGCCAGAACUAUACUAUGGCGACUGGCUCAUCCCAUCCGGAAAUUCCGUUGGAUGAGUAUCGGAAAGAUGUGCCACCGGGCUGGGAGCCUGGGAAUCCGAAGUACCCUUUGAAAUCCUUCUUGGAAAGGGUGAAGAUGUGGUACCGUCUAUAUGACGGUCCUGAUGAGGCUGUCGGCCCCUUCUUGGCCGGGCGCUUGCGAGGGCGAGCGCAGCUGGAUCCCACUGGCCACAUCGACAUCGGCAACAGCGCAUUGGUGCGGCUUUCUGUUGAGGAGGUGUUGGACCCGCUGACAGGUGCCGUGAUACAGGCUGCAAUCCCCAGCGGAGUUCAACCCCUUCUACAUGCGCUACGAAGUGCCUUUGGAGAAGCUGAACAACUUCAAGCUACAAAGGCGUUGGAAGUGUUCUUUGAGUUUCGUCGAGGUCGUCUUCCAAUCCCUGAGUGGAGUGUGCAGUGGGAGCUCAACCUGGAAGAGGCUGUGACGCAUGCUGGACUGGAGGUGAACCAGGUGGCGAAGACGUACCUGGGCCAGAAGUCAAUCGAUGAUCUUCUCCUUCAAGUUCAUGGAGACAUGAGAAGGUUUGAGGACACAGCCGAGGAGAACACCUACUACGACGACAACGACUCAUGGAGCACCGUUACAGGUUGGCACAGCGAUGCCGAGGCCUACUAUUAUGAUGAUGACCACACCGGUGAACAAGGUGAAUGGCAAGAGCCUUGGUACGAGGCUGGAUAUCAUGAGGAACCAGCCGAUGCCGAAGAGGAGACCCCUGCAGAGCCUUCGAACAACAUGGAUGAGAGCUACUACAAGGGCAAGGGCAAGUCUCGCACUGGCUCCAUGGGCUUGGGCUGCUCUACAUGCGGCUCGAAGUGUCACAGCAUUCACAGCUGCCCUUUGAACAGUCAGUCGCAGUCCAAAGGAUACGGCAAGUCCAAGGGCUUUGGCAAGAACUUUGGAAGACCCAUGAGAAAAGGAUUUGGCAAGGGCAAGUACAAGGCUUAUGGCAAGGGAAAAGGAAAUCCCUACAAGGGGUACGGCAAGAGAAGCUUCUGGUCUGACGAUCUUCCUCAAAGCUUUGGUGAGCGCAUCUGUGGACUACUUGUGGAUCCUGGAGCGGCUAGCGGGCUGAUUGGCACCGACACCUUGAAGGAGUUGCUGGAGGCUGGAAUGGUGCUGAAGAACCGCAAGGAGGAAGUCUCCUGCAUGGGGCCCAAGUACAACAACUGUCACAGAUCAGCAGUGUUGACGCAGUGGUUCGACAACGGAGAUGGCAUUCUGGUCUGCUCGGCCAAUGGUGAGCGACUUGACCAUCCUGAAGCACACCUUGUUGUUCUACGACUUUUGCUGACGGAAUCAGGACAAUAUAUCCUGCCAGUCAACAACAAGCAGAAGGAUGUGGAGCUCAACAAUGCCGAGAAGUCCCGAAUCAAGUCAAUGCUGCAAGGACUUCAACCCUGCCAAUCGACAACACUGGAGCAGUCUGGGAAUUCCCAUCGAGAUCAAUCCGACCACUCUGACAAUGAUGCCCAACACGACAUCAAGCACUACGACAAGACCAACCUUCGAUCUAGCGAUGCCCAACACGACACAAGUCACGACGAUCAACCUCAAUCUGGUAAUUAUGCCACCAAAGGUAAACUGCAGUUCACUGCGGAGAGAAACCUGGCCAAUGGACUUUGCACUGGAGCCAGUCCUGGACUUAUGACUGGAACCAGUGAUGGACUUUGUGAUGGCCAAAAGCAGGUUGCUGAUGACGAACCUCCGAUCCAGGUCCUCUUGGGCAAUGACUACAACCUGGAGUACGACGAGAUGGAGCACACCUAUGAGGGCGAUGUCUUUCCUGGGCACUUGCCUGAAGGAAUGCUGAAGUACUUGCAGAAGAUGUACAAGGCAGUACCCGAAGAGUUCUACAGCAAAUCGAACAAAGCCCCGGUGACUCCGAGAAAUGCCAGGCCAUCGGUCAUGGAUGAAGAAGCGACGUGGCUCGAUCUUUCACUUCGAUCUGGGAAUGGUGCAGAACGAGCUGAAGAAAUGCCGACCAUUGAGUACAUCAAGAAGAAGAUCAAAGAAAGAGCCAAGCGGAAGAAAGGCAACAUCCUUGAACAGCCGUGGUCUUCCGAUCCCCUCGAGAUCAGUGUGGCUGAUUGGGAUCUCUUGGUGGGUUCGCUGCAGAGUAAGCGACACAGCAAACUCCAAGCUGUAAUGACAACCCACGUCGACGACAUUGCCGUCUGUGGUGGCGCUGAGUUCCUUGAGAAGGAGUAUGCUUUUCUUAGUGGCCGAUUUGGCAAGAUCUCCGUGCAACAGCCUCCUUUCAACCACUGUGGAAGCCGGUACAACAAAGUUGCGUCUAGCUUCUCUAUCGACCAGCAGGAGUUCAUCGAUAGGAUGAAGGUCAUGGACUUCAAAGACCUUGGUGAUGAUCAAAGCAGACCUUUGGCACCGGCUGAAACAUCAACCUUGCGGCGCAGUAUCCUAGGUGGACUUCUUUGGAUCACAGCGACAAGGCUGGAUUUGGUGGCUGACGUUGGAGUUCUACAGUCACGCGUGACAAAGGCGACAGUGCAAGACUUGCACCUGGCCAAUGCCAUUGUGAAGAAGGACAACCUCAACUUCAACAGCCAGGUUCACUCCAUCACUGGACUUGAAGUGAGUGAAGAACAUUUUGCAGGAGACGCCCACAUCUUGUUUUCCCACGGUGCCAAGGCAAAACGAACCAGCUACUCAACUUCUAACUCUGAGAUUGCUGCCAUUUCUGGUUUGGAGACAGCUUCACUGGUGGCUCUACGUUUGGCCGAACUUUUGGUUCCAACGGAGAAGCCAACUUUGCUGCCGCUGGCUGCGCUACAAGAAGCUGAAGCACCUUUUCUUCCAGUUGAUGCGAUGACUGAUUGCAAGGACUUCUACGCACUCACGACUGGUGGCAGUGCUCUACCUCAAGACCGUUCUCAACGAGUCUACAUUUUAGCUCACCGUGAAGCCCGGCUUUGUGGACGCCUACGGGGUGAUUCUUGUGCCAACGCAAUCAAUGGUGGCAGAUGCGCUGACGAAGCCGAUGCUGAGCAGACAGAUGACUUGGAAGCUGGAGACAAGAAGUGGAUCAACACAAUGAUGACCACCGCUGACAUCAAAGCCGUGCAGAGCUUUGCUACGUCAGGGACUUGGACUACGACCAUGUGCUGCUGCUACAUCCUGGACAUCACGUUCAAGCUUUUGGUUGGUGGCCACGCUGUGCGCAUGGCAGAUGACACAAGGAUCGCCGAUCCACGACCUCCUCAACCAGAGCCUGAUGCUGAGGCUGACGAAGGGGGUUCGGUCCAUCAACCCGAAGUGGAGCGAGCAUUCGAUCUGGCAGCUUCGAGGUCCCGAGAUAACAGUCCACACGGACCCAACUGGAGUGGAGAAGGUGAAGACAGUGAGAAUGUGGAGAGCGAAGAUGCGGCUCAAGAUGGACAUCUGAUCAAUGGAGCAGACUUGGACGAAGUUCAUCAUGAUCUCACUGCGCAUGAGCGUCGUGAAGCUCGUCUACGCAACUUGCUGCACAUCAUGACGAUCGAGUCCAACAACCUUGAGAUGCACUUGCAUGCCUUGACACUGCGCCACAGGCGUGCUGCGACUCUUCCCGAGAUCAGAUCAUCGAGCUCUACACACACCAAGCACCUUCACUGGAUCCUCCUGGCGCUUACGCUGGUGCCGAACUUUUCGGGACGGCGACAUCUCCCGAUGGCAUUCCGCGAUUCUUCAUACAGGCGCCUGAUCUACAGAGCCGACUGGAGAAUGUCUACGGCCGACCGAGUGU